This is a messenger RNA of Symbiodinium sp. CCMP2592, 1593 nucleotides long. The record is from the annotation of a GenBank genome assembly. Lineage: Eukaryota; Dinophyceae; Suessiales; Symbiodiniaceae.
AUGGUUUCGGGGCCCGCCCGGCGAUCCUCGAAAGGGCGCGCUACUGCGGUGUCUGAAGCAUUUCACACCACGAGGGCACCACGGAAGUCAUCAUCAAAAAAUGGGUCCACGAGAAAGACCGGGAUGCCAGCGCCCUCGCCAAGCCGACGGAGCAGCGCAUCCUCCAGCGACUCCACCACCUCAGUCGACCCAGUAGUAUCGGUGGCAGUGCGCCGCCAUGUCCUCAGUACGGCCCGAGCCUACUUAGCGCAGAAGCGCGAGCAGCGUGGCCAGGAGCAAAUGAAGACCAUCGCCAUGCAUUGCACCUACAUGGCUUCACGCAGGACUUCGAAAGCUGGGCGAUUCAUCCGAAAUCUUCGGGAGAACGCCGCCGAGCAAAAGCUCCUUCGGCCCUCGCUCUCGGCCGCUGUUUCAGGUGACAUGGACGAUCAUGAGUUCGAAGUCGAAACUGCCGCGGCUUCUGACAGAAUGCUAGACGAGGUCUCUCAGCUGGCUGCCCAACUGGACAAACUCUCCUGCACUCGAAGUGCCAAUGAGGCCAUCGUCAACAUUUCUGAGUCCAUCAGCGCUUGCACGGACCUUCUCAGUCGUUUGCACGCCACUGGCCUUGCACAGGCACUUCACCUUGAUCGCAUUGCAGAAGACCUGCAGAACGCCCAAGACGGGUAUGGCGUGUCCAAGGCCUUGUUACAAGAGCUGCAAGAGGACAUCGCUCGUAUGCGGAAGGCGAUGGAGUCCAUGCAGAUCGAGCAAGGCGGAGACGUAGCAGGCAUCCGCGCCCGGCAAAGCUCUGAGAAGCCCGAGACGGGCGCUGAGGGCAUUGCGCCGGUCUUGCAGAGUCUUGAGCAGAAAACGACCUCUCUCCUCACUGGUGCGGACGAUGUCCCGACCUUCGACGAGCUGGACGAUGAUGCUACGCGCCUGCUGGAGGAGGUCGAGCGGGCCACAAGCAGCAGGGAGCCUUCCACGCGCGUGCUGGUGGAGAUCGACCCCGACAACCAGGAGGAGGAGCAGCUCUCUUGCUCAGAGUCCGAUGCUCCGAAUGCUUUGCUGGAGCAGGUCGAGACAAAGGCAAGCACGAUGGAGAUUAACCUGGAAGGGGAAGGAGUGAAGGAGCUCCGACGAAGCCUGCGGCCCUCCCCGACGCCCUUUGACGAAGGCCCAGAAGAUGCUGAGACCCCGGACGUUCUGGCUGCAAGUCCUGAGCCUGACCAUGACAGCGCUGACAUGGCAGAGGCGAUGUCGGCCCCGGCCCCUGACCCGCUUGAGCCCAGUGGCACUGGGUCAGCACUGGAGAUGCCAACGGAUGAGGAUGUCCUGCCGGUACCUCCUUGCCAAAGCAACCGGAGCUCCCACAGCUCCACGAGCUCUGUGCCGCGCUCUUCCGGCUCUGGGCCGCUGCCGAGGCUACUUCCCGAAUUCGAGGCCUCCAGUUCCGACAGCAGCCCUGCAAACUCCGUCGAUCGGGCCGUCCAUGAGUUCUGGCGAGACUUCUGUGUCGAGUCGGAUCUACCACCUGGAUUCCUUGCAGAUGCUGCAUCACCGUCCUGUACUGCCGCGGACCUGAAAGGGGUGGUGGCUCUCAGCGGCUGA